AUGGACCUACCUCCGAGCGAAUUCUCUUCGUUGCUCCCGAAGCUGCAUCCAGACGAUGUAGACGUUCCAGAAUGGCGAGCAUGGCUUUCCGAGUCCUGGAUCCAAAUCAAGGCGUCCAUUCCUGUUAUACUCGCCUACAUGUUGCAGAACAGUCUGCAGACGAUAUCGGUCUUGAUUGUUGGGCGGCUGUCUCCGGAAGCUCUAGCGACGGCUGCUUUCUCUUACAUGUUUGCAAUGGCAACCGGGUGGCUCGUCGCGCUUGGAGGUACUACAGCGCUGGAUACUCUCGCCUCGAGUAGCUACACAGGCUCCAAAGACAAGCACGAUCUGGGAGUGCUGCUCCAGAGAGGCUUGUUUGUCCUGUCCAUAUUCUACGCUAUUAUCGCCAUAGUCUGGAUAGUCUCUGAGCAUCUCUUCCGAGCUCUGGGACAGGAAGAAUACAUUUGUAUCCAAAGUGCGAAGUUCUUGCAGCUCUUGAUUCCGGGAGGGCUGGGAUAUGUAUGGUUUGAGGCAAUGAAAAAGUACAUGCAGGCACAAGAGCUUCACCGACCUGGAACCUAUAUCCUUUUGAUAACCUCGCCGCUCAACGCGCUGCUGAACUAUUUGUUCAUCUAUACCUUCGACUUUGGACUAUAUGGUGCGCCUAUUGCUACCGGCAUCGCUUACUGGGCCUCGUUCCUACUCCUCGUCGCAUACGCCGCCUUCGUACAGGGACACGAGUGUUGGGGAGGUCUUGCGCCGCGUCGCGCACUGCAACAGCUCUGGCCGUUUACCAGGCUUGCGCUUCUCGGCUUCAUACAUGUCGGUACGGAAUGGUGGGCAUUCGAGAUUGUGGCUCUGGUGGCUGGUCGUCUAGGCACGCUGUCUCUGGCAGCACAGUCAGUGAUCAUGACGGCCGACCAAGUCAUGAAUACUAUUCCUUUCGGACUUGGUGUGGCUGCUAGUGGCCGAGUAGGAAAUCUCUUGGGAGCACGAAAGGCUACUGGCGCACGGCGAGCAUCACUAUGUGCGGCAACGCUGUCUGUGCUAUUUGGAACUCUUAUCCUCGCGGCUCUCAUGGGCACAAAGAACGUUUUCGGACGGAUCUUCAAUGACGACGACGAUGUGGUCGCGCUUGUCAGCAAAGUCAUGCCGUUUGUCGCUCUGUUUCAGAUUGCCGACGGAUUGAACGGUUCUUGUGGUGGGGCACUCAGAGGCAUGGGAAAGCAGUGGGUUGGCGCUUUAGUCAAUGUUAUCGCGUACUAUUGCGCUGGUCUCCCAGCGGGCAUCUACCUCGCUUUCCAUGGUUGGGGACUCGCCGGAUUAUGGAUAGGGAAUUGUGCUGGGCUAUACAUUGUCGGUACGUUAGAGCUGGUGAUCAUCAUGUUGAGUCGAUGGGACAAAGAGGUGGAGAACGCACUGGGGCGAAUUCAUCAGGAACCUUUGGAUGACUAG
This is a messenger RNA of Paraphaeosphaeria sporulosa, 1434 nucleotides long. Its product is annotated as MATE efflux family protein. The transcript has 2 exons. Gene Ontology annotation, biological process: xenobiotic detoxification by transmembrane export across the plasma membrane. The record is from RefSeq and is a predicted model, not a curated record. The coding region runs from base 1 to 1434 and encodes 477 amino acids. Lineage: Eukaryota; Fungi; Ascomycota; Dothideomycetes; Pleosporales; Didymosphaeriaceae. Gene Ontology annotation, molecular function: xenobiotic transmembrane transporter activity; antiporter activity. Gene Ontology annotation, cellular component: membrane.